Messenger RNA from Apis cerana (Asiatic honeybee), 2157 nucleotides. It is a transcript of the gene sit, whose product is annotated as stuck in traffic. Gene Ontology annotation, cellular component: endoplasmic reticulum membrane. The record is from RefSeq and is a predicted model, not a curated record. Gene Ontology annotation, biological process: fatty acid elongation, polyunsaturated fatty acid; fatty acid elongation, monounsaturated fatty acid; sphingolipid biosynthetic process. NCBI's taxonomy places the organism in Eukaryota, Metazoa, Arthropoda, Insecta, Hymenoptera, Apidae. Gene Ontology annotation, molecular function: fatty acid elongase activity.
AUCCGCGAUCUCCCUACGAAGUCGAUGAAAACGCGACGACACAUAAUUGCAACAUCCUUAGUUAGCGGAUUGCACGCGUGACCGUUUGGCCCCGUGAUCCUUUUCAAAAAGAUCCUCUUAGUUAAUCUAGACAUGGUACAUGCAUCGCGAUUUAUGCUAAAUGUUUACCCGGCCAACGAUGUAUAAGUGUCUUAUUGUGCAGAUUACUUUAAAAGGAAACCUAACCUGAAAAUUGAAUGAAAGCUUGUGUAUAUGUGCGAUUCGAUCAAGCGGUAUGGAAGUAGGAUUGUUUUAUUGAUGGAAAAUCUCGAGGAAGUGAAAUUAACUCUCAAAUCAAACAAACAACUUGUUUCAAUGAAUGUCAGCAGCACACCUCACAUCGACAGGAUGUCGAAUAUCUACAACAACUCGAUGGUUCGAUUUUAUCAUCAUGUGUUUUACGAUUUAUCCGAUCCUCGGACAAGAGAUUGGUUCCUCAUACCAUCACCUGUACCUGGAACCAGCAUCUUAAUCGGUUAUUUGUACUUUAUCCUGUCAUGGGGCCCGAAGCACAUGCAGCACAGGAAACCAUAUCAAUUAAAGAAUAUUCUAGUCUGUUACAAUUUCUUACAAGUUCUUCUCAGUUUCUGGCUGUUCUACGAAGGCCUGGACGCAGCUUGGCUGCGAAAAUACAGUUGGAAAUGCCAAUCCGUCGAUUAUUCGAACUCACCGGAAGCACUCAGGAUCGCUAGAGGCGUGUAUAUUUAUUUUCUAGCAAAACUUUCGGAACUUUUAGACACAGUAUUCUUCGUUCUAAGGAAAAAAGAAAAUCAAAUUACGUUUCUCCAUUUGUAUCAUCAUACUGUUAUGCCAAUGGUUUCGUGGGGUGCCACUAAGUAUUAUCCGGGUGGACAUGGCACGUUUAUAGGUGUCAUUAACAGUUUCGUGCACAUAAUUAUGUACACAUAUUAUUUAUUGGCUGCGUUAUUACCUCAAUACCAAAAGUACCUAUGGUGGAAGAAAUAUAUUACAACUCUUCAAAUGGGUCAAUUCUGCCUAGCAUUUCUGCACAGUUGUCAAUUGCUGUUUUACGACUGCGAUUAUCCAAAAUGGUCGCUCAUCUUAAUUCUACCUAAUGCGGUAUUCUUCUAUUUCCUGUUCUCUGAUUUCUACAAUAACGCAUACAAAUCCAACGAGAAACAUUCAAAACUUUUGCAAGACAAGGAGACCAAGAUAGCAAAGACAGUGUCAAACGGAAGCAUACAAGACGAAAGAAGGAAAGUUGAUUAGUCUUUUGAAAGAAGAGACAUGAAUAUAAAAAAUCGACCGAAAUAUCGCCAUUUACCGAAAUAUCGAAUUAAUUAAAUUCAGUUAAAAUAAUCAAACGUUUAUUGAUGUUUGUUGAUAAUGACUGUGCUUCUAGUGUGUUUCUGAUGUGUUACGACGUCAGUGGAUUGAUUGUACAUUGUCAAUUCCAAGAUUACUUGAAAAUUUUUUGCUUCUACAAGAGAGGUGAAAGAGAUGAAUUUGUUUCAUUUAUCUUAUAGAGAAUAUAAGAAAUAUUUGCUUAUGAAAGAUAGUUUCUCUUUAAUUAUUUGCAGACUAUCAUCAAACAGGUUUUUGAACAUCAAUUAUAUUGAGAUGCUAGAAAUGUUAUAUCAAUUUUUAAUUCUAAGAUGAACAAUUUUAAAUAUUUCAAUUUUUAAAUAAUUAUAUGCUAUUGUUUAUAAAUCUUUUUUAUAAAUAUAUAUAGAAUAUAGAAUAUUAGAAUAUUCUAUAUUCUAUGAAAUAUUUUACUUUUAUCUGAAUUUAAAUAUAAAAUAUUGUAUUAUAUGUAAUAAUAAUAUUAUUAAUAUUGUAAUAUAUUAAAUAUAAUGUACUUUUUUGAAAUUAAUUAUAUAAAUUAAGUAAUUAUUACAAUUGAAUAUAAGAAUAUAAUUUCUGAAAUUCAUGUUAUAUGAAUAUUCUAUUAUAUUCUCUUUUCACAAAAUCGACGUUUCUUUGCUGCCAACUCAAAAAUAAUUAUAAUAAUUAUUUAAAACUAUAAAUGUGCGUGAAAUUUUAUUUAAAUAUUUUAUAAAUUAAUAUAGAAAAUAGUGUUUAAUGAUUAUUAAAUAAAUAUUACAUUAUAAAUGUUAAAUCACAAAUGUAUAUAGUAAACUGGAAUUCAUAAAACGA